Mustela erminea (ermine) is the source of this 2218-nucleotide messenger RNA. RefSeq names its product zinc finger containing ubiquitin peptidase 1 (gene ZUP1). Bases 282 to 2021 code for a protein of 579 amino acids. The transcript is spliced from 10 exons. The record is from RefSeq and is a predicted model, not a curated record. Lineage: Eukaryota; Metazoa; Chordata; Mammalia; Carnivora; Mustelidae.
GCGCCUUUUCCUUCCGGGGGUACCGAGGAAAAGCGUUUUUUGAAUGUGAGGAUGGAAGUGAAAGUAUUUUGGAGGCGCUGGUUUGUUUCUUGGUUAACUGUGACUCUCAGGGUGUAGAGAGGGCCUGUGCGUCCUAGUCUGCCGGGCCGGGAAAGGUAAUCGACGUUGAACGUCUCUCUGCGGGAGAGCGAGACGGUGUCGGCGGCCGACCCGAAGAGGAAGCCCAGGAUAAUCAGGCAGUGUGGCCGCGGCCGGAUCUUUGGGCCGCUACCUGAUGUACUAUGCUUUCUUGUGAUAUUUGUGGUGAAACAGUAACCUCAGAACCAGACAUGAAGGCUCACCUGCUAAUUGUUCACAUGGAAAAUGAAGUUAUAUGUCCAUUUUGCAAGUUGUCAGGUGUGAAUUAUGAUGAAAUGUGUUUUCAUAUUGAAACUGCUCAUUUUGAGCAAAAUGAACUAGAAAGAAGCUUUGCAAGGAUCAAUACAAUACAGAUUAGAACUUCAGAUAACAGGAAGGACAAUACCUUACAGUGUAGAAUGGAAGUUAAUUCUAGUGUCCAUUCAGCUUGUGCAUCUAAUCACCCAAAAAUUUCAGCGCAAAGCCUGCCUAAUGAUGGUACUUUAGAACAUAAAACCUUUUAUUCGGAGAACUUAACUGAAUCCAGAAAAUUCCUUAAAAGUAAGGAAAAAGAAUGUGACCCAUCUAAAAUAAAAGGAUCAAUUUAUGAAACAACGUAUAGUUCUCCCGAAUGUCCGUUCUGCGGAAGAAUAGAAGAUUGUAGUGAAGAUAUGGAAAAUCAUGUGAAAACAAAGCAUGCUGAUCUUUUAGACACUCCAUCAGAAGACCGUGAUCAACCUCUGUAUGACUGUCCUAUGUGUGGGCUCAUCUGUACAAAUUACCCUAUUCUCCAGGAACACGUUGACUUACAUUUGGAAGAAAGCAGCUUUGGACACGGCAUAGACAAAGUCCAGUGUUCUAGAGAUCUAGAGUUGGCUCACCAGCUUCAACAAGAAGAAGACAGAAAGAGGAGAUCUGAGGAAUCACGACAAGAAAUGGGAGAAUUUCAGAAGCUGCAGAGACAAUAUGGCUUAGAUAAUUCUGGAGGAUACAAACAACAGCAACUACGAAAUAUGGAAAUAGAAGUCAAUAGGGGAAGAAUGCAUCCAUCUGAAUUUCACAGAAGAAAAGCUGACAUGAUGGAAUCGCUAGCUAUUGGUAUUGAUGAUGGAAAAACAAAAACUUCUGGAAUUAUUGAAGCACUUUAUAGAUAUUAUCAGAAUGCUGCUACAGAUGUGAGGCGCGUUUGGCUUUCCACGGGGGUGGAUCACUUUCAUUCAUCUUUUGGUGACAAAGGUUGGGGUUGUGGUUAUAGAAAUUUCCAGAUGCUACUUUCAUCAUUACUACAAAAUGAUGCCUAUGACGAUUGCCUGAAAGGUAUGUCAAUUCCUUGCAUUCCAAAAAUUCAGUCUAUGAUUGAAGAUGCAUGGAAGGAAGGUUUUGAUCCUCAGGGUGCCUCUCAACUUAAUAACAGGUUACAGGGAACGAAGGCCUGGAUCGGAGCAUGUGAAGUAUACACACUCCUGACCUCUCUAAGGGUAAAGUGCCACAUAGUUGAUUUUCAUAAGUCAACUGGUCCUUUGGGUACACAUCCUCGUUUAUUUGAAUGGAUAUUGAACUAUUAUUCUUCAGACCGAGAAGGGAGUCCAAAAGUAAUGUGUACAUCUAAACCUCCAAUCUAUCUUCAGCAUCAAGGUCAUAGUCGCACAGUUGUUGGAAUUGAAGAAAGAAAAAACAGAACAUUAUGUUUACUAAUAUUUGAUCCUGGAUGUCCUUCUCGAGAAAUGCAGAAACUGUUAAAGCAAGAUAUGGAGGCUAGCAAUCUCAAGCAACUUCGGAAAUUUGUGGGAAAUUUAAAACAUAAGCAAUACCAGAUAGUGGCAGUAGAGGGUGUCCUUUCUUCAGAGGAGAAAGUUGCCAGGAGACAAGCUUCUCAAGUCUUCACAGCUGAGAAGAUUCCUUGAAGAAUUAAGCAUUUCAAUGAUCAUGGAAUUUUACGUUAUUUUCCAAAUUCAGAUAUUGAAGUCCCUAAUACAGCUAUGAACAUGAAUUCUUUAAAUACUCAACUUACUCAACUUAUAAUUUAAUGUCUAAAACAUCUAAAUCAUACCUCAAGUACCUCACUGUUUAGUAACUAUUUCAAUAAACUAUUUUGUUUGCA